GGAUCAGGCCUGGAAUGUAACAAUGGGUCAGGAGGAGACGAGGCCUCCUCGGGGUCUGAGCAGACGUGGGACGCUGGACGAAGCCAGAACCAGACUUGGUGCAACUCGAGCAGAGACGGCGGACACGUCUGGAGACCAGAUGUGAACAUGAAGAAAGUCCAAAGAGUGGAAAUCGAACAAAGGCUUCCAGUUAAUAGCGUCCCUCAGCCACCAGAGGGCGGAGACUCCUGUUCAGGUGGAUCUGGUGUCCAUGGCAACAUGGAGGCGUCAACGUCCCGGUGCAGUGACACGUUCAAACCCCAAACGUUCUCCACCAAAAAAGAACCUCCCACCUACCCUCCAGGAAGUCCAGAGGAGCGCUGGCAGCUCCAAAUCGUGGCCAGAGGCAGAGUCACCUGUCCAAAGUGUAAAAGUGUCAGCAGGAAAACUGUGGAGGGGCUGAAGAAACACAUGGAGAACUGCCGGCUGCAACCGUUUACGUGCCAACACUGUGGGAAACAGCUGAAGUCUUCCACGGGGAUGAAGUACCACGUCAUGGCUGACCACAGCCACUUGCCUUCAGCUGAUGACACCAAGAACCUGGACGAUCGAGCCACCAAAGACAAACUGCGUAAAAUCCUGAAGCGACUGGGCAAAUUAAAAUGCUCCAAAGAGGGUUGUAAUGCUGCGUUCACGAGCAUCAUGGGCUACGUGUAUCACAUGAGGAAGUGCGGCAAAGAAGAGUCGGAGCUGGAGAAGCUACUACUUAAUUGCUCUCACUGCGGGAAGGCCUACAAGUCCAAAGCCGGUCUGGAGUACCACCUUAAAUCAGAACACGCCCCCACGCCCCAGACGAGUGAGGAAGACGAGGCACUGAAGGCCCAGCGGGACACCAAUCUGGAGAGGACAGCCAGUGGGCGAGUGCAGCGAGUGUCGGCCCAGGUGGCCAACUUCCAAAUGGCCGAGAUUGCCAACAACGACUUACCCAAAGACUGGCCCAAGAGGAAGUUUCAGUCGGACCUGGUGCCAGACGACAAAAAGUUGAAAUAUUCCCGACCCGGUCUGCCCGCCUUCAGCCAGGAAGUUCUGAGGAAGUGGAAGAAUGAGGUGAAGCUGCAGCGCAAAGUCCACUGUCCCAACCAGGGUUGUGGCUGCACCUACACCAGCGUAUCUGGACUUAAAGCUCACCUGGGACUCUGCACGCGGGGUGACUUUGAGGCCGGUAAAUACAGAUGUCUGAUCUGCAGUAAAGAGUUUAACUCUGAGAGUGGAGUGAAAUACCACAUCAACUCUGUCCAUUCACAGGAGUGGUUUGUGACAAACAAAAAGGCUUCCAAGAAGUUUGAGAAGUUCCUCAAAAACCAAACCAAGGAGAGUGUCCACAGUAUGGACAAGCAGAUUGUAGAGCAGUACCACCAACACCACCUCCAACACCAUCAGCACCACUACCACCAUCAGCAGCAGUUCCAGCACCACGUCCUACAGCAGCCUCUGCAACCACUGCACCACCUGCAGCACCAACCCCAGCUCCUCCAUGUGGAACCUCAGAACCUCCCUCCACAGGUAGACGAUCAUCUCCACCAGCCCACUGUGGUCCAAUACACUCCACUAGAACCACCUGUGGGACCAAUAUGGGUGGACAUGGACCAGAAAGAAGUUGUUCCAGGACCAGAACAAGCUCCUAUUGAGAUGGACUUGAAUGCUAUUGACAAAGACGACGAGCACAGUAGUGAGUUGUUGGAGGGGAAGCACAGAGAGAUGGGGGAGAGAGGCAGGGAGACAGGGAAUGCUGAUGGGAGGCACAAGGAAAGCUUUGGGUUUGGUGGUAGUAACACUGGAAGCUCACCCAGCAAAUCAGAGGUGGAUCAGUUGGACAGACAGAUGCAGGUCGAGCAAUGGAAUCUCAAAAGGACGGACAUGAUGGAGGACCAACAAAGGAACAAUACCUAAAAGCACCCAUCGCUGUCUCCGUAGCCUUCCUGGUCACUCCUCAACCGGAGCUACAUUAGCUAAAGUAGAAUACCAUGGGGUCACCAUCCCCGCUUGAGUAGAUGUAACAGUUUUUGACCAUGAAGAACACAAACAUCUGUGUUUUCCAUGAGAACAAACAGGUGAGAAGGCAGCUGUAGAUGACUGAACAACAACUUGUAGCUUCAAAACAUAUGAUUUCUAGUUGGAGAUUACUUCAAUGCGUGAAUGUGCAACUUCUCUGGUUUCCACUACCAGGCUGGUUCUAAUCCUCAAAUGGUUGUCACUGUUUAGCUCUAACCCUUUGUAUGUCUAUUUACCAACUCCAAAUGUCUUAUUGUUUUAAAGAGAUUAUCAAAUCAGAUCAAAAGGUAUUUUAACUGUUAGAGAAUGCUACUGUAUUGUCUGGACUAUAUGUCGCCUUGGAGUAUUAGGUGCAUCUGUACAAAAAUGUGCUAUGAAGAGGGAAAAAAACCACAUUAAUUACACCAGUGUAUGAGUCAUAUUUAUUUUUGAAAUGUGGUGCUAUUACUUAAUGCACCAAAAGGCAGAAUGAAUUUAACACGACAGUUGUGAGCAGAAGUUAACAAGCUAAUUAAAGUUACCCUGAGGUACAAGAAACUCAAGAGUAAAGUGCUUCUUCUCACCACUGAACAAGAAGAAGCUAAACCUGAAUGUUUAAUUAAUUUUUAAUUAAUUAUACAUUUUUAAAACAUUAUAAUGCCUUACCUUAGCCUAGCUGUCUUCCUUGUUGCUAUUUUGGCCGUUCCAUGUCGUGUAAAUAAAUGGAGUGCUGAGUAAUAUGAAGGUUAUUCCCUCUCUUUAUUCAAGACUGUGGUCUUUCAGUUUGAGAGCAUGAUUUAUUACUGUUGUUCUUUCCCAGACCCAGCACAUACUCCGUAUAUGCCACCUGCUGCUUUGUGGUGUGGAUCAGGCCCUCCCUCAUUCAGAUCAGUAUACAGGAGCAGCUUGUUGUCACACAUGUAGAUGGUACCAUCUAGUGGUCAUAGAAGGUAAUGCAGUAUUUCAUAUAUCUAUCUAUUUAAAGAUAGAUAGAUGGAUAGAUAGCCAACCAAGUAAAAAAAACAACCAACCAAAAAAGAAAACCUGACUUAUAGUCCAGAAAAUAUGGUACAUUAUUUUUGUUGGACUUGUUGCGUUCUCUCGUGCCUCUUACGUUUGAUCUAUAUAACUAGAAUUCUGACAAAUCAGCUGGAGUCAAAAAGAGCAACACUUACUGACAUUUGUGAUGCUGCAAAGAGAUUAUUUUCAGUAUUUGAUGAAGAUGACUGAAUAAAGCACUUUUUUUUAAUUUUUUAUUUUAUUUAACCUUUUAGUUUCAAUAUUGGCAAAGCCGUUCAAAAGACACGGACCGAUCUUAACAUCUAGCGCACAGUGCAACUGUCAUUGCUAAUAUCCGACAGAUGCAGGUAUCAUUUUCACACCCAGCACCCACGAUCCAUGCUCCCUUGGCCAAUUUGUUCUAAAAAUGAAGUGUGGGCCCAGUGUUGGUGGUGUGACGCAGCAGAAAGUUCACCAUCAAUGACCAAAAACCUGUUUUUUUUUGUUUUUGUUUUGUUUUUUAUCUAAUAUGAAUGUAAUGGGUUUUUUUUUAUUAAUUUAUUUCCCUCUGUUAUGCACUUGUGUUGGGUCAGAAAGAUGUUAUUGGUUAGUAAUUGGUUUUGUGUCAUUCAGUGAUGAUAACUUUUCAAUCUGUGAAAUGUUUUGUAAAAAUGUAAUAAAAAAACAAAAAUACUUUGUUAAAUGUACAUUUAAAGUGCAUUUCCCUUUAUUAGAUUAUCAGAUGCCUUUAGAAGAGCUGUCGUCUAUGUUUGUACGAGUGAACCACGAGGACUAUUCUUGGUUUUGGAUCAUUAAACAUGUUUGUGUUGCACAGUUAAA
This is a messenger RNA of Thalassophryne amazonica, 3849 nucleotides long. RefSeq names its product zinc finger protein 512 (gene znf512). Bases 148 to 1929 code for a protein of 593 amino acids. The transcript is spliced from 12 exons. Gene Ontology annotation, molecular function: zinc ion binding. The record is from RefSeq and is a predicted model, not a curated record. NCBI's taxonomy places the organism in Eukaryota, Metazoa, Chordata, Actinopteri, Batrachoidiformes, Batrachoididae.